AUGGCAAAGGAUCCCAAGCCCGCUCGGAUUCGGGCACGUCGCGACUCUGGCAAGGAAAAGCCGCAUGCUGACGAACCUGGUGCUGCUUCACGUCAUUCUGCUCAGUCGACAACCUCCAGCCCCAAUGCUGGCCGCGCCCCUCUCAAACCGGUGCUGAAGCUGCACAAAGAUUUGACGCACUCCGUGACGAAGGAGUCCAGAAAGAAAGACUACGAAUCGGCCCAUCGAAGGUGUUUCAAAGUGAUGGACAAUCUUGAGCAAGAGUUUCAAAAAGCCCUUGGGGAGAGAGAUGAAGAGAUAGCCAACAAUUCUCAGUUGAUGGAACGUCUUCGCACCGAAAAGACCCAGGAGAUUUCGAAAUUGCAGCAGGUCAUUGCGGGAAGAGAGAAAGCCUUGGUCGAGAGUCGGAGACUUGAAAAGGAGCUCUGCCAAUUGCAACAGCAGGUAGAGUCCACGAACGCCACCAUGCAGGAUCAGGUCUCCUGGAACGAUAUUCAGUUACUCUUGCAUCAGACGCACGGCGAACUGGUAUCGGCGACCACUCGAUUCUGGAACACGAUUGACGCCCUCCAGAACAGAAGACUGGCAGCCUAUUUGCCAGGUUCUGGGGUGAUCCACGGAAAUUGGCCGGACCAGAGCGGCCCGCCGGGGGCUCUGAGUCUGAGCCAGAAUACCCUUCCUGGUGGGUUCUCCGCAUCGAGUAAUCUGCCGCUCGUUACUCAGCAGGCACCAGCUCCCACGAAUCAGUACGGAUCGCUUGUCUAA
This is a messenger RNA of Penicillium lagena, 765 nucleotides long. RefSeq lists its product as uncharacterized. The record is from RefSeq and is a predicted model, not a curated record. NCBI's taxonomy places the organism in Eukaryota, Fungi, Ascomycota, Eurotiomycetes, Eurotiales, Aspergillaceae. The transcript is spliced from 2 exons. The coding region runs from base 1 to 765 and encodes 254 amino acids.